This is a messenger RNA of Xyrauchen texanus (razorback sucker), 3812 nucleotides long. Its product is annotated as hippocampus abundant transcript 1 protein-like. NCBI's taxonomy places the organism in Eukaryota, Metazoa, Chordata, Actinopteri, Cypriniformes, Catostomidae. Gene Ontology annotation, molecular function: transmembrane transporter activity. The transcript is spliced from 9 exons. Gene Ontology annotation, cellular component: membrane. Bases 526 to 1614 code for a protein of 362 amino acids. Gene Ontology annotation, biological process: transmembrane transport. The record is from RefSeq and is a predicted model, not a curated record.
UACUAUUUCUACCACAUGACCUAUAGGUGGCAAUGAUUUGCGACACAAAUAUUUUCAGGCCUUUUGUUAUUUUAUGUAACAUAAAUGCAGAAGUUGUGGUUAUCUAUGAAAAGUACAGAUUAAUGUUUUUCAGUGAUACCACAUAUGAAUUUGGUAUUCAGAGACUUUAACUUUUAAGCGUAAAUGUUUUCUGCGACAUAGCGUGCCCCCUUUUGGUUUAAGAGAUUAAGCAUCCAUUGUGUCUUUUAUUUACUCCCAUUUCCUCCUUUCUCCAGGGCCUGCUGUCUUUCCUGAGUGCUCCAUUAAUCGGUGCUCUGUCAGAUGUGUGGGGCCGGAAGUCUUUUCUUCUCCUCACAGUGUUCUUCACCUGCGCUCCCAUCCCUCUCAUGAAGAUCAGCCCAUGGUUAGUUUCCUGCAUGAAGACAAAUGGAGACCAGAUCCAGUGAUGCACCUACUUUACAUUACACAUUUGCCACCCAUUGGAGGAGAAAAAAAUAAAAGCUGUGGUACUUUGCAGUGAUCUCCAUGUCCGGCGUCUUUGCAGUCACGUUCUCCGUGAUCUUUGCAUAUGUGGCUGAUAUUACCCAGGAGCAUGAAAGGAGCACCGCGUAUGGCCUGGUGUCGGCCACUUUUGCAGCCAGUCUGGUGACGAGCCCAGCGAUUGGUGCAUACCUGUCUGUGGCGUAUGGAGAUACUUUGGUGGUGAUCCUAGCCACAACCAUAGCCCUGCUGGACAUCUGUUUUAUCCUGGUGGCAGUUCCCGAGUCCCUGCCUGAGAAGAUGAGACCGGCAUCCUGGGGAGCCCCUAUUUCCUGGGAGCAGGCUGACCCCUUUGCAUCUUUACGUAAGGUGGGUCAGGACUCCACGGUCCUCCUGAUCUGCAUCACAGUCUUCCUGUCCUACCUGCCUGAGGCUGGACAGUAUUCCAGUUUCUUCCUUUAUCUUAGACAGGUCAUAAGAUUUACAUCAGAAACAGUUUCUGCCUUCAUUGCAGUGGUGGGAAUCCUCUCCAUUUUAGCUCAGACUGUUGUCCUGGGAAUCCUGAUGCGUUCCUUUGGAAAUAAAAACACUAUCUUGUUAGGCCUCGGCUUUCAGAUCCUACAGCUGGCCUGGUAUGGCUUUGGCUCCCAGCCCUGGAUGAUGUGGGCUGCUGGAGCUGUGGCUGCCAUGUCCAGCAUCACCUUCCCAGCGAUCAGUACCAUUGUGUCCCGUAAUGCUGACCCCGACCAACAGGGUGUUGUGCAGGGGAUGAUCACAGGAAUCCGAGGACUAUGUAAUGGCCUGGGUCCAGCACUCUAUGGUUUUGUCUUCUACCUGUUUCAUGUUGAGCUGAGUGAAAUGGAUCCUGCUGAGGGCACAGAGAAGGGUGCCAAACCCAACAUGGCCAACCCCACAGAUGAGAGUUCCAUCAUACCUGGGCCUCCCUUCCUGUUUGGAGCAUGCUCUGUGUUGCUCUCCCUGCUGGUUGCUCUCUUCAUCCCAGAGCACAACGCCCUCAACUUGCGGCCCGGCAGCUUCAAGAAGCACAACAACGGCGAGCAGAGCCACUUACACUGUUCGCAAGGUGGCCCCUGCGAGGGCAAGGAGCCUCUGCUAGAGGACAGCAGCGUAUAACCUCACUGAUGAGGGGGCGGGCAUAGACCCUAAACCCCCUCACACUCACCACCCCACCUUCCCAGGUGCACAUAAGCAGUGCAACUUUUGCAGAGUCUUAGGGAUGAUGACACCGCCCCUUCUAGUUACCCCACAGCUUGGAGAAGGCCUGCCAGGUUGGCUGCUUUCCGGAUACUACAGAACAGGGUACCAGUAGAUGGGCUCUGGGUACAUGGGGGACUGGGGGACUGGUUCACAUAUUACAUGUGUGGGACUGGGCCAACAGGGAGCUGCCCUUGGCCUUGUGGAACAGGAAGUGAAGCUAAGAACAUUUUGCCUUGCACAAGUGAGGGAAAUGCAAGCCGACACAGCUCUGUGCUGAAAAGGACUGAGGUUUUCCUCAUUUUAACUUUUUCAUAGGUUUUUUUUUGUGUGUGUGUUUCUCUUUCAGAUUUUCGACGUAAAUGUUCCUUGGCCAAAGAAACCUGGUAACUGAAACCGUAGGGAACAUGUCUGUUGUGACAUGUUACAGGCUAACUUUUGAUGUGCUGCUUUCUACUGGUUGAUCUUGGUUUUGUAAUUGAUAAGAGUGAAACAGACUCUUCUAGAGAGUGUGUGUUUUCUUCUCACAGGUGUGGAGUGCCUCAAACCGCACCCUUAAAGGGAUAGUUCACCUAAAAAUGAAAAUUCCGUCACCCUCAUGUCGAUCCAAACACAUUUGUCUUUCUUUUUAGUGUGUAAUACAGAAAGAGUUGGCUAGCAGAGGGUCCAAGCUGUCCUGUCCCUGUUCACCAUUCACUUUCAUUGUAUGACAAUGAGAGUAAAUAAUGAUGGAUGGAAAGUCGUGGUUUAGAAUGACAUUGGUUUAGUAAAUUGAGUUUAAGAGAUCAUUUUUGGGUGAAAUAUCCCUUUAAGGAAAUGUAACCAAGAAAGAGGGUCGUCAAAAUGAUCAGUUAACAAAAUCUUUGCUGAUUUAUCAUUACUCAUUUUAACCUAUCAUUCUUGUUCUUUUAGAAUCAUGAUGAAAUCAUUUGUUCUUUCUUUCCCUCAAUAUCUUAUGUGAGGUGGCCAAGUUUUAUGUAGAGGAUGUAAAAGUUGCCUCUAAGUGACUUUUUAUUGCUAUUACUAUUCCCAAAUGAAGUCCAUGCUUUGAGAAGUUUAAGUAAUCAUAUUGUUCCUGUUAGAUCAUGCGAAUAUUAUGUUCUGGUUUAUCAUCCACCUCCCCUUAAGUCCUCUCUGUGAAAGUCAGCACUGCCACGUUACAACAGGCUAGCAGGGUUCUCUUCUCAUUACAAGCUUACAGAUAGUCAUCAAGUCUUACCUAGUUUGCAAGCACUGAUGUAGGUGGAAUAGCUCAAAUGUGAUUGAGUGUCACUAGAUUCAGUGAAUUAAUAUCACACAUGCUGCUAUUUUAGGAUUACAAGGUUACAAGUUCUGUGGUAUUAUACUAGAUUCUAAAUUUGGUAUUUCAGUUAGAUCUGAGCAUUUUCAAGUACGACGUUGUAGUUUUAGACUCCCUGAUUCCAUGGCUGAUUUCUGUUUGCAGUGUGCUUUAGAGGAAAAACAACUUUGCAUACUUUAUCAGAUCUAAACAUGUUUGAUUUUUUUUUUUUUUUCUCUGUGUAAAGCCUCAAGAGCAUUCAGAUCACAUUUGUUGAUUUUAGAUUAUUUAUUUUUUUCAGGUGCCAUACCUAUUACUUUAUUUCUGUGUUUUUAUUUGUUUGUGUUUCUCUUUUUUUUUUUUUUUUUUUUUAAACUGAAGUUUAUUUUUCAAUCAAAUCACAAGGGUUUUCUAGAGAAUCCACAGGCUUAGUCUAAAUAACUUGUUUUUAAACUAACUUUAUGUUCCCUUGCAACAUUGCAAACAAUGUAAAUGUUAUUUAAAAUGGACAAAUGGUUUUCCUUCAUGUUCAGUAACACUUAUGUACAUGGAUCCAUAUGGCCAAAUGUUUAUGGAGUUCUUUGUAAUAUAUCCUAGUGAGGAAUGGAGACAACGGUUAUCAUCCUGUUUUAUACAUGCAUAAAUGUUCUGAUUCUCACUAGCCACUACCUAGCAAAGAAAUCUAGUGUUUGCCUCAGAAAAAAAGCCAAUUAAUUUGUGCCUAAAAUGUGCUCUAAACGAAUAGAACCAGUCUAUGUGAAUGGUAAACCGGCUGUAAAUAUAAGAAACUAAUGAGAAACUAUUUAUUAAAAGUUUAUUGAAGUUUAUUAAAAGUUUA